Messenger RNA from Aspergillus fijiensis CBS 313.89, 774 nucleotides. RefSeq lists its product as uncharacterized. Bases 162 to 464 code for a protein of 100 amino acids. Lineage: Eukaryota; Fungi; Ascomycota; Eurotiomycetes; Eurotiales; Aspergillaceae. The record is from RefSeq and is a predicted model, not a curated record. The transcript has 4 exons.
CCGGAAUUAUCCCGCCGGCAAUCGGUUCAACUCCGUCCUCAGCUUACUACCACCUGCUUUAAAAGCAAGGCUAUCAUCUUCAUGAACAGAGCCGAAUCUCAUCUUUAACGCGAAUCCGACUAGGUCCGAAGACUAAUAGAAUAAGAACAAUCACCUACAACAUGGCCAUCUACCACAUCGUCCUCUUCCGCCUCAAGCCCGGCGUCACCAAGGCCCAGGUCGACCAAUGGUCGAGCAUAGCGAAAGGCAUGGUCGGCCAGAUCCCGGGUCUCCGAGAACUCCACGCCGGCAGCCCCCUCGCGGCCACAGCCGCCAGAGCCAAGGGCUUCGACAUGGGACUCGUGGCGAUUCUGGAGAAGCCCGAGGAUGUACAAGCGUAUGCCGCGCAUCCUGCGCACCUGGAGGUGCACAAACUGAGAGAGGAGCUGUGCGAUGAUACGUUGGCCUACGACUUGGAGUUUUGAGGCACGGAAGUAAAUAAGCCGGGGUUCUGGUUCUGGCAGGAGGAGAGGGCUAGGAGGCUAGGACCAAGCUACAGGAUGUACUGUCAGGCAACGAGAUUCUAAAUACACGCGCUUAUCUUGCACUGCGGCUGCACAUCUGCGACGGUUAGAACUUUCCCGGCUUGCAGACCAGUAAUCCCGAGUGCAUCAGGGAUUAUUACAGCUCUUCGCAGCACCUUUCAAAUUCCCCAGAGAAAGGAUACGAGGUCAAUGGCAAGCCUUCCCGUACUUCCGCAACCGCCAAUAGUUGUACGGCAACGGGGCCAGAUAC